UGUGGGAAGUUAGUGUCCAGCAUAGCUGUGUGUCCCAGAUGAAAAUACCACCGACAGAAUGACGUCUUUGCAGUCAGUGUCACCAAAACAGACAGGUACCGCUCUGGGUGGUUUAGUAAUUAUAUUUCUCUCGAUCUUGCUGAUUCGUCAGCUUUUAAAGCAGAGAAGACCCAGAGGUUUUCCGCCGGGACCGACACCUUUACCUGUAAUUGGAAACGUCCUCUCUCUUAUAUCUGAGCCGCACGUCUACAUGAAGAAACAAAGUGAAAUCCAUGGACAGAUAUUUAGUAUGGAUCUUGGUGGCAUAUCAACUAUUAUAAUCAAUGGUUAUGAUGCUAUAAAAGAAUGUCUUUUACAUCAAAGUGAAGUUUUUGCCGACCGACCAUCUCUACCUCUUUUUAAAAAACUGACAAACAUGGGAGGAUUGCUGAAUUGCAAGUAUGGAAGGGGAUGGAUUGAACACCGCAAACUUGCUGUCAGCAGCUUCCGUUUCUUUGGCUAUGGUCAAAAGACAUUCGAAAACAAAAUUUCAGAAGAAUGCAUGUUUUUUAUUGAUGCUAUUGAUAAAUACAAGGGUAAAUCUUUUGAUCCCAAGCAUCUGAUAACAAACGCAGUGUCUAAUAUUUCUAACCUGGUCAUUUUUGGUGAGCGUUUUACAUACGACGACACUGAGUUCCAGCACAUGAUCGAGAUCUUUAGUGAAAACGUUGAGCUAGCUGCUAAUGCAUGGGCGUUCCUCUACAACGCCUUCCCAUGGAUCAGGAUCCUGCCCUUUGGUAAACACCAGAGGCUUUUUAAAAACGCUGCAGAGGUGUAUGACUUUCUGCUCAAAUUAAUUGAGCGUUUCUCCAGCAACAGAGUGCCUCAUUCACCCAGGCACUUUAUUGAUGCAUAUCUGGAUGAGAUGGACCAAAAUUCUAGUGACCCUGAACAUUCAUACUCCAAAGAGAACUUAAUUUUCACUGUUGGUGAGCUUAUUAUUGCAGGGACUGAAACAACGACUAAUGUAAUACGAUGGGCAGUGCUAUACAUGGCUCUAUACCCUAACAUUCAAGAAAAGGUACAUAAAGAAAUAGAUUGCUUUGUUGGGAAAAACAGGACUCCAACUUUAGAAGACAAACCAAAAAUGCAGUAUACUGAAGCAGUUCUGCAUGAAGUUCUGAGGUUCUGCAAUAUUGCUCCACUUGGGAUUUUCCAUGCCACUACAAAAAACACAGUUGUGAGGGGGUACACCAUACCAAAAGGGACCACCGUCAUAACAAACCUAUACUCUGUUCAUUUCGAUGAGAAAUACUGGAGCAACCCAGGACUGUUUAGUCCAGAGAGGUUUUUGGACAGCCAAGGGAACUUCUGCAAGAAAGAGGCUUUUGUCCCAUUUUCACUAGGAUUUAUAUACCCAAUUGUGAUAUGCCAAAAGAUAAACAGCAACGCAACUGACGGUUCUAAAGAGCCAAUUAAGAGAUUUUAUAACAAACCAAUAAGUGUAAUAAUGGUACAUAAAUCAUUUAAAGGCAGAAGACACUGUCUUGGAGAACAACUAGCUAAAAUGGAGAUGUUCCUGUUCUUCACAAUGUUGCUCCAAAGAUUUCACCUUCAGUUCCAGAAUGGCUUGGUUCCCAAUCUAUCAGCUAAACUAGGAAUGACUUUACAGCCCUAUCCUUAUAUCAUCUGUGCUGUCAGGCGGCAACUGUGACUGAUAAUAUGAACACUGACAGAAACAUAUACCUCAGCAUUUUCGUCAUGUGAAAGUGGAGGAAGCGCUGUGUAACUGCACAAUAAAAACAAACUGAUUUGGCAUGUGAGAAAAAAAAAACUAGGCUGUGACGAAUAAACAAGUAUAUUGUAACAUUGAAGAGAUGGGCUUUGUAUCAGGAAACUGGUGUCAGAAAUCACAUGAAGGGUAACUUCAAUAAUGUGUUACAUAUAUAUAAUGGGAAUUGAUUUGUUUCUUAAUACAAGGACGGUAAAAAGCGACUGCCGUGUAUCUGAGUGUCGUAUAUCCGAGUGCUGACUGUAUUACACUAUACCUAAUACAAGUUUAAUCUGAAUGUGAGCAAAGGUUAAAACUAAAUGUGUAUUUUAUACAGUGUUGUAAUUACUACUGGUUAUAGACCGUGUCCAUUAUUACUGUUUAUUAAACAGUUUCAAAAUAUUAAGGAUCAUUACCAGUGUUUAGCAAUGCCCCCUCCAGCCUUUGUAAACAAGUCUUUGUUAUUGUUCUGUUUCUGCAUAUUUCUAAUAUUGCAAAACAUUCCAUUGAAAAUAGACCAGCAUUUUCACAUACUGAGUUCGCAGUCAGCUUGAUACAAACAAAUAGAAAAUAAAUGUUUACUGGAAAUAUGUUGUUAAUACAUUUUUGUCUUCACGUGUGUCAUUUUGUUU
This is a messenger RNA of Polyodon spathula (Mississippi paddlefish), 2382 nucleotides long. It is a transcript of the gene cyp2r1, whose product is annotated as vitamin D 25-hydroxylase. Gene Ontology annotation, molecular function: heme binding; iron ion binding; oxidoreductase activity, acting on paired donors, with incorporation or reduction of molecular oxygen, reduced flavin or flavoprotein as one donor, and incorporation of one atom of oxygen. The coding region runs from base 59 to 1693 and encodes 544 amino acids. Gene Ontology annotation, cellular component: intracellular membrane-bounded organelle; cytoplasm. Lineage: Eukaryota; Metazoa; Chordata; Actinopteri; Acipenseriformes; Polyodontidae. The record is from RefSeq and is a predicted model, not a curated record. Gene Ontology annotation, biological process: xenobiotic metabolic process. The transcript is spliced from 7 exons.